This is a messenger RNA of Opisthorchis viverrini, 2912 nucleotides long. RefSeq lists its product as hypothetical. NCBI's taxonomy places the organism in Eukaryota, Metazoa, Platyhelminthes, Trematoda, Opisthorchiida, Opisthorchiidae. The transcript is spliced from 6 exons. The record is from RefSeq and is a predicted model, not a curated record. Bases 125 to 2662 code for a protein of 845 amino acids.
CGCCCAUACAACAGAUGGUUGAUUAAAAUGUUUUGUUUUAUUCUUCUAGCCCAGAUGGAAACUCUUUCUUAGUUCAUGUUCACCGGUGUAUUUGGAUACUGGUUGACCUCAUUGAGCUUUACCAAUGGCCGGCACUUCAUCCAGCUGCUCAAUCAAUGAUGCAUCUGUUCCAAAAGUUCGACCAGCCAGCUCAGUUAGCCUUCUAGCAGAAAGACUGAAACUAUCCAGUCUGAAUGAAUCCAAUUCUGAGACGAUACAACAAAAAACAGAACUGCUUGCAGUAGAACAGACAACAUUGCACAUUCGCCGAAUGUCUAACCAGCACCGCCCAGUCAUCUAUCAAGGUGAUGUUGGGGUCGAACAUACUUCUAUGGAACAAACACCGAACCAAUUGUUUCCUUCUAGUCUGUUUAUUGACUCGGGUUCUGGCUCCAGUCAACUCUAUUCCGAGCAUGAAGAUGAAGAGGGAGAGGCACAUUGGACAGCAAAUCAAGGCCAGAUGGAUGAACCCAACUCGAUGGAGCAUCCUACUGAUAUCACCUCAAAGGCCCAUUCAGUCGCGGCAACACAUCCUGACGCAUCUUUUUGUACACGAGCGGCGGAGUCCUACGUUUCUGCUUCCCAUCCUCCAGCUAAACGAGCCUGUAGAUCAUCCAGUGCCACCUGUGAUCUGAACCAAAUGCCUCAUGGUCCCCACAGUCAAACCUGCAAGUGCCCCGCAUCGGAGGGGCAAAUGAAUGCUUUACUACGUCCGGUGGCCAUUCGCCUGACACCUAUGAGCAGGCAGUCGACUCACUUGGAUGCCUCCAACACGAAUUGUGUAAGAGCCAACGGAGUGACAGUAGUUCUGCGUACCAGACACCGGGACAGCAAUCGGGCUUCGCGCCUCAGUUGGCAUCAUCCUCUGUUCUGCUCGGAAACUGACGCAAAGGCACAGCAUCCUAGUUACGGCGUUCAAGUAGGUUGUAACUUUCACGCUUGCGGUGCUAGUCCUUGUUCAUCCAACCAGCGUAGUGGAUCCAACUCUCAACUGGACCGGCUUGCGGCUGUGACCGGGCGAUAUUUGGGCUCCGCUGAAAAAUCCUGUCUUACAGAACCGCGGAAUCAGUUUAGGGGGACGGGAUCAGUUAAUUCAUUCAGCGAAAGUGAUUGCUCCAAUUCUUCUGGUGUAGAAUCUCUUCACUGCAGCCACCCAUCAGCUUUCACGCCAACAUCUGCUCGAUUCGAAAGCCCGCGUAACGCCACACAAUCAUUCACCUACUCUUUAUCACCCGAGAUGAACUCCGUGUCUUCCUCGGUUCCGAUCUCUGUUCCGACUCCAUCUUCUGGAUUCCAGGAGGCAGUAUUCUCUUGCUUUUCCGAUGCGUGUUCCAGUCUUCCAGAUUGCUCUCUGGUUGGAUUUCGGUCGGACGCAGAUCCCCGUUUAUCUAACCAACAGCAUUCCGGUUCAGAGGCCUUGUCGUCCCUACAAUUCGCUUGUUCGGGUCCCAGUGGUCCGUCUGGUCCCGGAAUGUCUGACUACGCCACCCUCCAAUUUAGACUAAACACUAAAGAUGACACUAUCCGGUGCCGGUCCCAACCAACUGCAGUUCAACCGGAAUCCGCAAAUCUCGUGCCACGGUUACCCUUCACCACAGCAGAGUGUUCACGAGAGGCCGAGAAUCAUUGGAUUGCUGGCCUCAAACGUAGACGUGGUCUAAGUGGGGAGACGGACACGUCUAACACGAAUACACUGGUGAACAAUAGUUGCCGUUGUCAGUCCGAGGCAGAGAACUCCGUUAGUGAGCAUGGUGAAAUGCAUCGGUCAAUGGAAUUCCAAUACGCUACGCUGAACCAUAGUCCAACAUCUAUGCGCCGUCCCAUAUCCUUUCCAGAGAGUCCUUCACUCACUUUACCCAACGGUAUUUUCAUAUUUGGUUCCAUGGCAUCCCGACCCCUUGAAGAGCCUUGUUUCGGUGCGGACCAAAGCAAGAGCAUUUUACCCUCGGACACAUUACAUUGCACUGAUCAUACUCCUUCAUCCUCUUGUCUGCGGUGUCGUCGGGUUUGCUGUGAUAACUCUGUCACCUCAGAUGAGACUAUUUAUCAGUCACAAAUGGGUGGAUGCGCUUGCAGUCUGAUGCGCUCUACCCUUGGGCAUGAAAAUUUUCCUUCUCGGCACGGGUAUCCCCAUCUAGGAGAUCUCUCUGAAUCAAUGGAGGAAGAAAAAGAAUAUGAAACGCCUGAAGCUGUCACAGAAGAGGCCUCUGGUCUGUAUGUUUCCAGCGGUAACCGCUCCAAAUACCCUACUAAUGUGUCUCCGUCACUGUCGGAUAUCGGUUUUGAGCCAAUUCGCGCAAUGUCGGCUGAUGAUACAAACACGGAAGUUUGUGACAAUUCAAGUAUCCGACACAGUGGAUGUGAGCAAGGUGCGGAUGCAACCUCCAAGGAUGCUUUCUUCGAUCAACCAAAAGAGAGUAUCCCGCUAAACCCAGACGAAAUAAUCUCUUUAUCUUCCACGGAUUCUGACAGUUCUGAUGGUGGGACUCCGCUCACUCACAGCCUUAUUACCAGACGAAGGCGGCUUGAGAAACAACACAAUUCAUUCUGCUCCCCACAGUCGGAUCACACAGCAGUUAUACCACUGGCGGAAAUUGACUUAGAACUGAUGGAGAACAAUUAGCAGAAUAUAUGCUCCUUCCCGAAUCCCACAAACAUGGAAGGGGCGUUUGCUUUCAGGAUAACGCGAGGUAUAUAGAAAGAGUCAGAAAUUAUACCCAUUUCUAGAUCCGAUGAAACUCAUUGUAAAUACGUUGUACAUAGUAUUCUAUAUCUCCUCCGUGCAUCACACGUGCGGGUGUCUUUUGUCGAAAGCAAAUGUGAUAUAUUCUUGUCCACUAUGGCGCCAUACUACUGAUUUUAUUGAAAUUCGU